Messenger RNA from Struthio camelus australis, 2588 nucleotides. NCBI's taxonomy places the organism in Eukaryota, Metazoa, Chordata, Aves, Struthioniformes, Struthionidae. The record is from RefSeq and is a predicted model, not a curated record.
UGUUUUCUGGUAAUUUACAGGCAUGCCAUGCUUUUAAGCAAGAGAGGAACCUACUCAAUAGCCAGAGGUAGACCCAAUGACAGAUUGAUGGAGGUGUGCAGCAAAAUGGGUUGAAUGAGUGCAGAACUGCCUUAUUUCACUUGCUGGCUGAGCUGAAACUUCCUGCUUCUUAGGGAGAGCAUGUAUAAAAGGAAUGACCUCAUGGCCAAUGUGAUAAUCACCUCCGCUGCUCCAGAGGGUAGUAGCAGCUCAGAUUCUCUGGAGGGGCGGAGUUCGGAUUAUGCCAAUAAAAGCUACGAUGCAGUUGUAUUUGAUGUGUUGAAAGUAACUCCUGAGGAGUUUGCUAGCCAGAUUACAUUAAUGGAUAUGCCAGUAUUUAAAGCUAUACAGCCUGAGGAACUAGCCAGCUGUGGAUGGAAUAAGAAAGAAAAACAUAUCCUCGCUCCAAAUAUUGUUGCCUUUACUAGGAGGUUUAACCAGGUCAGUUUUUGGGUUGUACGAGAAAUUUUAACAGCACAGACCUUAAAAAUAAGGGCAGAAAUAUUGAGCCAUUUUGUGAAAAUAGCUAAAAAGCUUCUUGAACUGAAUAACCUUCAUUCCCUUAUGUCAGUGGUGUCAGCACUGCAAAGUGCACCUAUCUUCAGGCUGACAAAAACCUGGGCUCUUCUGAAUCGCAAAGAUAAGGCCAACUUUGAGAAGUUAGACUAUUUGCUGUCUAAGGAAGAUAAUUACAAAAGGACACGAGAGUACAUCAGAAGCUUAAAAAUGGUUCCUACUAUUCCAUAUUUAGGGAUUUAUCUCUUAGAUUUAAUCUACAUUGAUUCUGCAUAUCCCGCUUCAGGCAGCAUCAUGGAGAAUGAACAAAGAUCCAAUCAAAUGAACAAUAUUCUCCGAAUAAUAGCUGAUCUGCAAGUCUCCUGUAACUAUGAUCAUCUUACAACACUACCCCAUGUGCAGAAGUAUUUAAAGUCUGUCCGUUAUAUUGAAGAACUUCAGAAAUUUGUGGAAGAUGAUAACUAUAAAUUAUCAUUACGAAUUGAGCCAGGUAACAGCUCUCCUCGACUGGUUUCCUCCAAAGAAGAUAUCGCAGGUCCAUCUGAAGUGUCUGCCAUCAUGAAAUUCAGAAGGAGACCAACAUGUCCUGAUGCCUCAGUGGCAGCAGGUCUACCAACACCUCCUGUACCAAGGCACAGGAAGAGUCACAGCCUGGGAAACAACAUGAUGUGUCAGCUCAGUGUAGUGGAGAGCAAAAGUGCCACAUUUCCAACAGAGAAGCCGCGCCAUCUGCUGGAUGACAGUGUCUUGGAAUCGCACAGCCCUGCCCGCAACCACAUGCUAAGCUCUGUAUUCUCUAAUGGCAUUUCCAUAGAUAGCAGUGAAAGCUCAGAAUUUAGUGAGGAGCUGUCUUCAGGGCUUGAAAGGGGUCGUUUGUAUGCCACGCUGGGGCCCAACUGGAGGGUACCAAUCCGGAAUUCUCCCAGAAGUCAGAGCUGUGUCUACAGCCCAAUAGGAGCCUGUAGCUGCACAUUAGGUAGUUCCACUAGAGUCAUUACCAUGGAAGGGCCCUUAAGAAGGAAAACAUUGCUCAAAGAAGGCAAGAAACCUACUUUCUCGUCAUGGACUAGAUACUGGGUUACACUUUCAGGAUCAACUCUUCUGUACUUUGGAGUGAAAUCUUUAAGAGGCACUGAAAGAAAACAUUAUAAAUCCACACCUGGUAAAAAAGUCUCCAUUGUGGGCUGGAUGGUGGCACUGCCUGAUGACCCUGAACAUCCUGAUAUUUUCCAGCUAAAUAACCCUGAUAAAGGCAAUGUUUACAAGUUCCAAACUGGUUCAAGGUUUCAUGCAAUAUUAUGGCAUAAGCAUUUGGAUGAUGCAUGCAAAAGCAACAGGCCUCAGAUACCUGCUAAUCUAAUGUCAUUCGAAUAAUUUCCUCUCUUACGUGGUGUGACUUCAAGUGCCAAACUGAAGAAACAAACUGUUGUCCUCUAAGGAGGAAGAGGAGAAAAGAAUGAUUUUUCCUGACAUGAGCCAGCCACAAAUAUUUCAGCACUUUCCUGUGUAACUUGAAAGUGAUUCUGACACAGCUUUUAAAAGCAGAAAGUGAAUGUUGUCCUUAGGACCAGAUAAAGUCUCAUGCACUGAGAGAAAGUAGACAACUUAGAUGGACAGAAGAUUAAUCCUGACUACUGCAGGAUUCUAGAGCCCUCAACUUUAAUUUUGUGGUCACAGACUGCCCUGAACUGAUGUUCAGCCACAAACUUUGCAUCAUAUCUUCUGCCUAUUCUUUUUUAAAAUGUUCUUUUUAUUAUUAAGCUGCUUUAUGUGACUGAAGAACAUUUGGCCCAUGUUGGGUUUCAAUUCUUUCUAAUGCACAAAAUGACAGACAGUGUUAACUUGCUGCAAAGUGUCAAUUAGAAUAGAAAAUUGUAGAACAACAUUUUUAUAACUUACAUGCACUGAGUUGCUUGGCAAGGUGGCUGCCUCAGAUUUUGUAUCAAUUUUCUGACAAUUGUACUGUUCACAUUUGAGCUAUUUGGAAAAAAUGUAUUUUGGCACAGAACAGUUAGUAAAGCAUUUUCAUUUUA